CCUCCCGAUCCCUCUCCUCUUGCGACCUAGGGUCAAUCCUGGUGCCGCCACCUUGAGCGAGACGACCGCCUGUGUGCAAGGAAGAUGUGAAGGGGCAGUACUGCGCUCGCAACCCUAACGGAGCCGCCAGUGACAGACGCCCCAUGGCAGGCGACGACAACGGCGUGGCGAAGAACUUGGUGGCGGUAUAGGCGAGGAUGAGCCGGGAGGAGACUCGGUGGUGGUGGGAAAGAACGGCGGAGGGUAAGAUAGACCCUCUCUUUAACGGCGUACCUUCAGCCUCCAUUCCCAGUCUCAUUUCUCCUCGCCCCUGAUUCGCCGAUGAGGCCACCACGCAGCGGCGCUGCAGCCUAUAGUUCCUGCCGUGAUCAUCCUCCUCAUCUUGAUCCAAAGGCAAGGUUUAGUUUGAAGCCCAACCGUAGAGAAGAUUAAUGAGACACUUUGGGAUGAUAAAAUUGCAAGGAACCAUGCAGGCCACAUAAGAGCAUGGAUUCCACAUUUUCAGAACAACGUAUCAAGUAUUAGUGUUACUACUGAAUGGAGACAGCUUUUUUGGUAGGGUUCAUCCUCCAAGCUGGGCCUUUUGCCACGGGAAAGUCUGGUUGUCGUGAAGCAUGAAGUCAUCGGCGCACCACACUCAAAAUUGAAAACUUUUGGCAUAAGACUUGACAAGGGAACCUACCCUAAGUCUUUGCUAAGAUCUUAUUCAACUUAUGAGGUGAAUUGACAUGUUAUGCUUCUUGUUAAUUUAUUAGUGCUAAUUUUGUGAACCUUUAUAUUAAAUAAGCUUUACAUUAGUUAUUGCAAAAUACUACAUGGAUGUGAAUUUCGUAGCAAUAGAGAAAUAUGCUUCUGAUUAGGACUUGUUACAUGAAGAAUUCAGACAAUUAAUAUUUUGCAUGACAUAGAUACUUCUACAUCUACCUUAUUGUUCUGUGAAGUGUUUUUCUGUUAGUUAUCAUUGCAAUAUGAAACUUUGAAUGUUCAGAAACUCCCUCCCGCUCCUCCCCUCCCUAGAGUUGUGCCCGCGCCGGAAACAAAUUGGAUCGUGGGCGGAGCACAUAAUUGCGAAGUGGAGCUGCUCAGAUCGCGGUUGUUCUAGACUGGUCGUCCAAAUAUUGCAGGAAAAGAAUAGAUCAUGGCGAUGGCGGUGUCCGGUGUCACUUCCUCCAUUCAAGUUUUGUGUAUCUCCCCUCCUUUUGUGCAUCCCCUAUUUUCUGCUGCAAGUUACUUACUUGAUCGGAUCUCCAUGAUGUGGAACGAGAGAGGAAGAGAGGCUGAGCACGAAAGCAUGCCAAGGCGAGAAACAGAGGCUUGCCAUUAGCCAGUGGCUUCCUCCUUAUCGCGCAUGCCCUUCUCAUUGUUACAGAUGCGUCUUUAUAUUUAGGAAACUUAUUGUCAAAAUGGACAGGCAUGGCAACGUGGUUAGAAGCUUCUCAACAAGGAGGAAUUCGAGCUACUUACUGCUUGGUUUCUUUCGUUCUUCCAGCUGAAUCUGCCGUCAUACAAUGGCUAACAGAUAGGUACAUGGUGCGUCAUGAUGCUGACAAUUCAGGGGAACCCGAGUUUGUGUUCUUUGCUUCAGUUGUUGAACAAGCUAUUGGAAAGAGACUUGAAGUUAUCAUGCGCGAUGCAUCAGACCGCCCAUUUGCUGUUCCUACAGAGAUAUCAGCCUUGAUAUCCAAGAAAUUCACACUUCCCUUCACUCUCAAUGAGAAGGGCCUUCACUAUGGGCAACUCUCUUUCCAUGUGAACAACACAUCAACAAAGACAUCUGUGCAAGCUAGCAAGGUAAACACUAUCGGUAACGACAAAGAACCCGAGGACAGGGACAUGGACAACAGUAAUGAAAGUGGUAAUGAAGGUCAUAUCUCUCCUACAGUUGAUUCAAGGGAACACAUAGCAUCAUUUCUGCCAAGGAAUAGGAAGCACCAUCUUUUGAAAUUGCUACUGCAAGCAAAAAUGAUUCACACACACUAGCAAGAAGCCAUCAAAAAGUACAGUAACUGAAGCCAACAAAUCAACUUCCACAAAGAAGAAGAUGCACUUAUCAUAAAAAGAGCUUCGAUCAGCGUAUUUCAAAAGCAAAUAGAGGAAUGGCAAAUGUCUGCAUACGUCCAUCUUUUGAAGUUAUUUAGUUUUCCAUUAAUAAAUAUAUCUCCUGCGUGCGAAUGCUACUGCAUGAUCAGAUGAUCAACAACUUUUGCUACUGCAGGAUCAGAUGAUCAACAACUUUGUCUUCACCAGUUAACGUGUCUCGGUACUAUGUUUUGCAAAAACUAUUCCUCUUUUGUGCACUGAAUAAUGAAACAAUUUAUGCUAUUGUACCUCUAAAUAAGUUUGUUUCCAUAGCUCUGCUUUAUAUUCCUAUAAGAAAAUGCACUUCUUAGAUCUUCUACUAUUCUGCCAAGAAUGUUUAAAUCUCAAUGCUACAAUAUCUCAAAUUCUAUUAGUAUAACAAAAUGCAGCUUUAUAGUUUCCAGUUAAACUUUCUCAUGACAUGCAGAAACUAACAUCUGAUCAUCUUAGUUUGUAAAUUCAUAUGCAAAAUCAGGAUUUUUACCCUAAAUUCAGCAGUCAAAGCAGACCUUUAGUUCCAACCCCUCAAAAA
Messenger RNA from Triticum dicoccoides, 2611 nucleotides. RefSeq lists its product as uncharacterized. Lineage: Eukaryota; Viridiplantae; Streptophyta; Magnoliopsida; Poales; Poaceae. The record is from RefSeq and is a predicted model, not a curated record. The coding region runs from base 1414 to 1980 and encodes 188 amino acids. The transcript is spliced from 8 exons.